GAACUUUAGUUUCACUUUGAACAAACAUGAUGUCGCAGAUGUUUUUCUCCUCUGAAGAUCUUAUCAAGAGUUUCAUCAGUUUGGACUCCAGGUAUUAAUUACAGACCUGUGAGUAAAGAGACUGACUCACCUCACAUCAGCCUCUUUCUGCUGAUUUCUGUAGUUGUGAAUCACGUCACUGCAGCGUCAUGACGCCAUCUAGUGGACGGAUGGUAGAAGUACAGCAGCUGAUGGCAGCUUCCUCUGCCUCACGCUGAUAUGAAACAGAGAAGAAGAGCCAAUCAGCGGAGGAGCAGCUGGAGAAAUGAUGUAUAUUUGAGUCGAUGUGCAGAUGAAUGAUGUGUGUUUCUCUCCACAUGAAGGUAGAAAGUGUGUGUGAGCUGAUGUGGAUGUGAACUCAGCAGCAUGGAUCAGUGUGAGGACAGAGAGGAGGGAGCCCCUCCCUCUAAAACCACUCUGUGUGGGGAACAUGAGAGAAAGACCAGAGCUCAGAGGGUUAGAGACACACCACACUCUGCUGGACCUGGACCUGGACCUGGACCUGGACCUGGACCUGGACCUGGACCUGGACCUGGACCUGGACCUGGACCUGGAUCCAGCUGUGUGUCCAUGAAGAGUGAAUUCAGACAAUCUGUUGAUGAAAGGAUCCAGCAGCAGAGACCAGACUCUCCUGAACCCAGCUGUCUGUCUUUAAAGAGCGACGAGUCGAAGGAGUUUGUCAUUCACUUUAAAGGGCGACAUCCAUCAGCUGAUCAGAUCAGCCUGCACACACAGAGGACUGGUGAAGGACAACAAGCAGAGGAUUUCAGCUCAUGGUUUUCUUCACAGACCUGGUCCAGACCCCAGAGAGAGUGAAGAAUCUGAGUAGAAAGUGUGUGUGAGCUGAUGUGGAUGUGAACUCGGCAGCAUGGAUCAGUGUGAGGACAGAGAGGAGGGAGCCCCUCCCUCUAAAACCACUCUGUGUGGGGAACAUGAGAGAAAGACCAGAGCUCAGAGAGACACACCACACUCUGCUGGACCUGGACCUGGACCUGGACCUGGACCUGGACCUGGAUCUGGACCUGGACCUGGACCUGGACAUAGACGUAGACGUAGACGUAGACGUAAACCUGGACCUGGACCUGGACCUGGACCUGGACCGGGACCUGGACAUAGACGUAGACGUAGACGUAAACCUGGACGUGGAUCUGGACCUGGACCUGGAUUCAGCUGUGUGUCCAUGAAGAGUGAAUUCAGACAAUCUGUUGAUGGAAGGAUCCAGCAGCAGAGACCAGACUCUCCUGAACCCAGCUGUCUGUCUUUAAAGAGCGACCUGUCAAAGGAUGUUUUCAUUGACUUUAAAGGGCGACGUCCAUCAGCUGAUCAGAUAGUGGACCAGGAGAGCUCAGAGGUUCCCAGGUCUCAGUCUGCCCAGCAGCAUCAAACACAGCUGGACUCCAUAUUUAUGCUGCUGGAGGAGAACAUGGUCACUUUUGUGAAGAACGAGCUGAAGAAGAUGCACAAGCUUCUGAGUCCAGAUUACCCAGAAUGCUCAGGGAGUCAGAGGGAGGAUGAGGAGCUGUUGGCCGCUGAGGAUGAAGAGCAGAGGAGCAGCAGAGAGGCGUUUGUGAAGAUCACAGUGAACUUCCUGAGGAGAAUGAAGCAGGAGGAGCUGGCUGACUGUCUGCAGAGCAAAUCUCCUGCCAUGUGCCAACCUACACUAAAAUCUAACCUGAAGAAGAAGUUCCAGUGUGUGUUUGAGGGGAUCUCUAAAGCAGGAAACCCGACCCUUCUGAACCAGAUCUACACAGAGCUCUACAUCACAGAGGGAGGGACUGGAGAGGUCAACGAUCAACAUGAGGUCAGACAGAUUGAAACAGCAUCCAGGAAACCAGUCAGACCAGAAACAACCAUCAGACAAGAAGACAUCUUUAAAGCCUCACCUGGAAGAGAAGGACCAAUCAGAACAGUGAUGACACUGGGAGUGGCUGGCAUUGGGAAAACAGUCUUAACACAGAAGUUCACUCUGGACUGGGCUGAAGACAAAGCCAACCAGGACAUACAGUUCACAUUUCCAUUCACCUUCAGAGAGCUGAACGUGGUGAAAGAAAGAAAGUUCAGCUUGGUGGAACUUGUUCAUCACUUCUUUACUGAAACCAAAGAAGCAGGAAUCUGUAGGUUUGAUCGGUUCCAGGUCGUGUUCAUCUUUGACGGUCUGGAUGAGUGUAGACUUCCUCUGGACUUCCACAACACUGAGAUCCUGACUGAUGUUACAGAGUCCACCUCAGUGGACGUGCUGCUGACAAACCUCAUCAGGGGGAAGCUGCUUCCCUCUGCUCGCCUCUGGAUAACCACACGGCCUGCAGCAGCCAAUCAGAUCCCUCCUGAGUGUGUUGACGUGGUGACAGAGGUCAGAGGGUUCACUGAUCCACAGAAGGAGGAGUACUUCAGGAAGCGGAUCAGAGAUGAGGAGCAGGCCAGCAGCAUCAUCUCCCACAUCAAGACAUCACGAAGCCUCCACAUCAUGUGCCACAUCCCAGUCUUCUGCUGGAUCACUGCUACAGUUCUGGAGGAGGUGUUGAAAACCAGAGAGGGAGGAGAGCUGCCCAAGACCCUGACUGAGAUGUACAUCCACUUCCUGGUGGUUCAGUCCAAACUGAAGAAGGUCAAGUAUGAUGGAGGAUCUGAGACAGAUCCACACUGGAGUCCAGAGAGCAGGAAGAUGAUUGAGUCUCUGGGAAAACUGGCUUUUGAGCAGCUGCAGAAAGGAAACCUGAUCUUCUAUGAAUCAGACCUGACAGAGUGUGGCAUCGAUAUCAGAGCAGCCUCAGUGUACUCAGGAGUGUUCACACAGAUCUUUAAAGAGGAGAGAGGCCUGUACCAGGACAAGGUGUUCUGCUUCGUCCAUCUGAGUGUUCAGGAGUUUCUGGCUGCUCUUCAUGUCCAUGUGACCUUCAUCAACUCUGGACUCAAUCUGAUGUCAGAAGAACAAUCAACCUCCCAGAAGUCUGAACCAAAACGAGACGAUUCUGCAGAGACAAACUUCUACCGGAGAGCUGUGGACGAGGCCUUACAGAGUCCAGACGGACACCUGGACUUGUUCCUUCGCUUCCUCCUGGGUCUGUCGCUUCAGACCAAUCAGACUCACUUACAAGGUCUGAUGUCAAAGACAGGAAAUGACUCACAGACCAAUCAGGAAACAGUCCACUAUAUCAAGAAGAAGAUCGAAGAGACUCCCUCUGCAGAGAAAAGCAUCAACCUGUUCCACUGUCUGAAUGAACUGAAUGAUCGUUCUCUAGUGGAGCAGAUCCAACAGUCCCUGAGAUCAGGACGUCUCUCCACAGAUAAACUGUCUCCUGCUCAAUGGUCAGCUCUGGUCUUCAUCUUACUGUCCUCAGAAGAAGAUCUGGAUGUGUUUGACCUGAAGAAAUACUCUGCUUCAGAGGAGGCUCUUCUGAAGCUGCUGCCAGUGGUCAAAGCCUCUAACAAAGCUGUACUGAGUGGCUGUAACCUCUCAGAGAGAAGCUGUGAAGCUCUGUCCUCAGUCCUCAGCUCCCAGUCCUCUAGUCUGAGACACCUGGACCUGAGUAACAACGACCUGCAGGACUCAGGAGUGAAGCUGUUGUCUGCUGGACUGGAGAGUCCACUCUGUACACUGGAGACUCUCAGUCUGUCAGGAUGUCUGGUCACAGAGGAAGGCUGUGCUUCUCUGGCCUCAGCUCUGAGCUCCAACCCCUCCCACCUGAGAGAGCUGGACCUGAGCUACAAUCAUCCAGGAGACUCAGGACUGAAGCUUCUGUCUGCUGGACUGGAGGAUCCAGACUGGAGACUGGACACUCUCAGGGCGGAGCCUGAUGGAGUCCGAUGGUUGACACCAGGUCUGAGGAAGUAUUCCUGUGAACUCACAAUCGACACAAACACAGUGAACAGAAGGAUCAAACUGUCUGACAACAACAGGAAGGUGACACGUGUGGAGGAGGAUCAGUCAUAUCCUGAUCAUCCAGACAGAUUUGACCACUGGCCUCAGCUGCUGUGUUCAACUGGUCUGACUGGUCGUUGUUACUGGGAGGUCAAGUGCAGAGGAGGGGUUAAUGUAUCAGUGAGUUACAGAGGAAUCAGAAGGAAAGGAAACAGAGAGGAGUGUGUGUUCGGAAGGAACGAUCAGUCCUGGAGACUGUUCUGCUCUGAUGAUGGUUACCCUGUCUCUCACAAUGAUAGAGGAAUAUUUAUCUCCUCCUCCUCCUCCUCCUCCUCCUCUGUCUCUGACAGAGUAGCAGUGUAUGUGGACUAUCCUGGUGGCUCUCUCUCCUUCUACAGAGUCUCCUCUAACAAACUGAUCCACCUCCACACCUUCAACACCACCUUCACUGAACCUCUGUAUCCUGGGUUUGGGUUCUGGCACUUGUCUAGUCCUGGUUCCUCAGUGUCUCUACAUAAUGUGAGCUCAUUCUUCAUGAUUCCUCCACAGAGUGGACCAGGAGAGCUCAGAGGUUCCCAGCUGCUGGAGGAGAACAUGGUCACUUUUGUGAAGAACGAGCUGAAGAAGAUGAAGAAGCUUCUGAGUCCAGAUUACCCAGAAUGCUCAGGGAGUCAGAGGGAGGAUGAGGAGUGUGAACUCAGCAGCAUGGAUCAGUGUGAGGACAGAGAGGAGGGAGCCCCUCCCUCUAAAACCACUCUGUGUGGGGAACAUGAGAGAAAGACCAGAGCUCAGAGGGUUAGAGACACACCACACUCUGCUGGACCUGGACCUGGACCUGGACCUGGACCUGGACCUGUUGCAAAGAGGAGGAAACUGGAAGAACCUGGAUCCACCUGUGUGUCCAUGAAGAGUGACGGGUCCAUGGAUCGUCCUCUUCAAGUCAGAAGAUCAAGAAGGAUCCAGCAGCAGAGACCAGACUCUCCUGAACCCAGCUGUCUGUCUUUAAAGAGCGACGAGUCGAAGGGCAGGCUCAUUGAGUUUAAAGGGCGACGUCCAUCAGCUGAUCAGAUAGUGGACCAGGAGAGCUCAGAGGUUCCCAGGUCUCAGUCUGCCCAGCAGCAUCAAACACAGCUGGACUCCAUAUUUAUGCUGCUGGAGGAGAACACGGUCACUUUUGUCAAGAACGAGCUGAAGAAGAUGAAGAAGCUUCUGAGUCCAGAUUACCCAGAAUGCUCAGGGAGUCAGAGGGAAGAUGAGGAGGUGUUGGAUGGUGAGGAUGAAGAGCAGAGGAGGAGCAGAGAGGCAUUUGUGAAGAUCACAGUGAACUUCCUGAGGAGAAUGAAGCAGGAGGAGCUGGCUGACUGUCUGCAGAGCAAAUCUCCUGCUAUGUGCCGACCUACACUUAAAUCUAACCUGAAGAAGAAGUUCCAGUGUGUGUUUGAGGGGAUCGCUAAAGCAGGAAACCCGACCCUUCUGAACCAGAUCUACACAGAGCUCUACAUCACAGAGGGAGGGACUGGAGAGGUCAAUGAUGAACAUGAGGUCAGACAGAUUGAAACAGCAUCCAGGAAACCAGUCAGACCAGAAAUAACCAUCAGACAAGAAGACAUCUUUAAAGCCUCACCUGGAAGAGACGGACCAAUCAGAACAGUGAUGACACUGGGAGUGGCUGGCAUUGGGAAAACAGUCUUAACACAGAAGUUCACUCUGGACUGGGCUGAAGACAAAGACAACCAGGACAUACAGUUCACAUUUCCAUUCACCUUCAGAGAGCUGAAUGUGCUGAAAGAGAGAAAGUUCAGCUUGGUGGAACUUGUUCAUCACUUCUUUACUGAAACCAAAGAAGCAGGAAUCUGCAGGUUUGAUCAGUUCCAGGUCGUGUUCAUCUUUGACGGUCUGGAUGAGUGUCGACUUCCUCUGGACUUCCACAACACUGAGAUCCUGACUGAUGUUACAGAGUCCACCUCAGUGGACGUGCUCCUGACAAACCUCAUCAGGGGGAAACUGCUUCCCUCUGCUCGCCUCUGGAUAACCACACGACCUGCAGCAGCCAAUCAGAUCCCUCCUGAGUGUGUUGACAUGGUGACAGAGGUCAGAGGGUUCACUGACCCACAGAAGGAGGAGUACUUCAGGAAGAGGUUCAGAGAUGCGGAGCAGGCCAGCAGGAUCAUCUCCCACAUCAAGACAUCACAAAGCCUCCACAUCAUGUGCCACAUCCCAGUCUUCUGCUGGAUCACUGCUACAGUUCUGGAGGAGGUGUUGAAAACCAGAAGGAGAGGAGAGCUGCCCAAGACCCUGACUGAGAUGUACAUCCACUUCCUGGUGGUUCAGUCCAAACUGAAUAAGGUCAAGUAUGAUGGAGGAUCUGAGACAGAUCCACACUGGAGUCCAGAGAGCAGGAAGAUGAUUGAGUCUCUGGGAAAACUGGCUUUUGAGCAGCUGCAGAAAGGAAACCUGAUCUUCUAUGAAUCAGACCUGACAGAGUGUGGCAUCGAUAUCAGAGCAGCCUCAGUGUACUCAGGAGUGUUCACACAGAUCUUUAAAGAGGAGAGAGGCCUGUACCAGGACAAGGUGUUCUGCUUCGUCCAUCUGAGUGUUCAGGAGUUUCUGGCUGCUCUUCAUGUCCAUCUGACCUUCAUCAACUCUGGAGACAAUCUGAUGUCAGAAGAACAAUCAACCUCCAAGAAGUCUGAACCAAGACAAAACGAAUCUGCAGAGACAAAUUUCUACCAGAGAGCUGUGGACGAGGCCUUACAGAGUCCAAAUGGACACCUGGACUUGUUCCUCCGCUUCUUCCUGGGUCUUUCACUGCAGACCAAUCAGACUCUCCUACGAGGUCUGAUGACACAGACAGGAAGUGGCUCACAGACCAAUCAGGAAACAGUCCAGUACAUCAAGAAAAAGAUCAUAGAGACUCCCUCUGCGGAGAAAAGCAUCAACCUGUUCCACUGUCUGAAUGAACUGAAUGAUCGUUCUCUAGUGGAGCAGAUCCAACAGUCCCUGAGAUCAGGACGUCUCUCCACAGAUAAACUGUCUCCUGCUCAAUGGUCAGCUCUGGUCUUCAUCUUACUGUCCUCAGAAGAACAUCUGGAUGUGUUUGACCUGAAGAAAUACUCUGCUUCAGAGGAGGCUCUUCUGAAGCUGCUGCCAGUGGUUGAGGUCUCUAAAACAGCUGUGUAAGUGUAGAGAGAGUUGAUUUAUUCAUCAUUAUAUAAAAGACACUUCUAUCUUUUCAACAGGAGAGAAAAUAACUUCCUUUCUUCUUUAAUUCCUCAUGAUCAACUCUUCAGACUGAGUGGCUGUAACCUCUCAGAGAGAAGCUGUGAAGCUCUGUCCUCAGCCCUCAGCUCCCAGUCCUCUAGUCUGAGACACCUGGACCUGAGUAACAACGACCUGCAGGACUCGGGAGUAAAGCUGUUGUCUGCUGGACUGGAGAGUCCACUCUGUUCACUGGAGACUCUCAGUCUGUCAGGAUGUCUGGUCACAGAGGAAGGCUGUGCUUCUCUGGCCUCAGCUCUGAGCUCCAACCCCUCCCACCUGAGAGAGCUGGACCUGAGCUACAAUCAUCCAGGAGACUCAGGACUGAAGCUUCUGUCUGCUGGACUGGAGGAUCCAGACUGGAGACUGGACACUCUCAGGGCGGAGCCUGGUGGAGUCCGAUGGUUGACACCAGGUCUGAGGAAGUAUUCCUGUGAACUCACAAUCGACACAAACACAGUGAACAGAAGGAUCACACUGUCUGAAAACAACAGGAAGGUGACACUUGUGGAGGAGGAUCAGUCAUAUCCUGAUCAUCCAGACAGAUUUGACCAGUGGCCUCAGCUGCUGUGUUCAACUGGUCUGACUGGUCGCUGUUACUGGGAGGUCGAGUGGAGCGGAGCGGUUGAUGUAUCAGUGAGUUACAGAGGAAUCAGCAGGAAAGGAAACAGUGAAAACUGCAGGCUUGGAGGGAACGAUCAUUCCUGGAGUCUGAAAUGUUCUAGUGAUGGUUACUCUGUCAGUCACAAUAAGACAGUGACUUCCUCCUCCUCCUCCUCCUCCUCCUCUGUCUCUGACAGAGUAGCAGUGUAUGUGGACUGUCCUGCUGGCUCUCUGUCCUUCUACAGAGUCUCCUCUAACAAACUGAUCCACCUCCACACUUUCAACACCACCUUCACUGAACCUCUGUAUCCUGGGUUUAGGUUUAGGUCCUGGUUCUGGACUCACUCCUCAGUGUCUCUGUGUUCAGUUUAGCAGAGAGAGUCUCCCCUGUUAAAAAAAAAAAAAAAAUAGGACCGUGAAAGUUAACGUGUUAAUGCUCAUUAUUAAUCUGUAAACCUGAACAUGUUAUAUAUAUAUAUAUAUAUAUAUAUAUAUAUAUUUAUUUAUUUUAACACAAAUUAAUCAUAUUCACAAGAUUGACCGCAACUUCCUCCCAUAGUCUUCCAGUGCGGAAUGAGGAGACAGACCCCAGUGUGCUUAAUGGCAAAUUUUGAUUUAAAAAGCUUUGGAAUAGAAGUUUAGAUAAAACCAAAGUUCUGUGUAUAUACUGCAGUGAUUAACUGUCUUUCCACCAAAGUACAAGUCUGAAGUACCGUAUUCGGGCAAAGCACAUCUAUUGCUAUUGUUAGAAGUAAAUAGUAGUAUUUUAGUAGUAUUUUAAACAUAUGAUUAAUCAUGAUUAAUCACAGCCUAUUUAUGUGAUUAACUUGAUUAAUUUUUUUAAUGAAUUGACAUCACAAAAAAGAAAGUAUUAUUUUUUUUUUAAAUAUAUUCACAUUUUGAAAUGUAUAUUGCAUAUAUACUGACAAAGAAUUGUACCAACUGAAAGUAUAUAAAAAGUAUACUGCUUUUUUACCAGUUUUCACAAUAUACCUUUAACACAUUUGGUAAUAAUACACUUCCUUUAGCAGUAAUAGCAUUGUAAAGCAAUCUGACUGAAACAUCAUUGUGCCACAAACAAUCACAUCUAAUAAAGAGAUUGUGAAAUGUUCUUUAUA
Molecule: messenger RNA, 8877 nt
Organism: Seriola aureovittata
Lineage: Eukaryota; Metazoa; Chordata; Actinopteri; Carangiformes; Carangidae
Exons: 28
Molecular function (GO): protein binding
Source: RefSeq, a predicted model, not a curated record